UGCUAAGGAGGCAUGGAGACAGAGAAAUGGAUGGAGGGACAGAGGGGAAAGGCCUGAGGUGUUGUUGGGAGGAAAUCUUAAAGUGUGACAAACCGUUAAUCUGUGACCAACAUAACAUUUGUAAGCUUUUUUAAAAAAAUAUUUUGCAUUUUAGCUAUUAUUAUCUGAACUUCAACUAACGUUAAACUAUUUGUGUGUUCCCUAUAGAAACAGUAUUUUUUUAAAAUGCCACAGGUAGUUUAAAUGCUUUAUUUUUCUUGUGUGACCAAUGUAACAGUUUUGCAAAAUGGAUAAUUUAUCUGUAACUUGGCUCAUUGUUUUCUCUAAACCUAUGAAUGAAACAAUUCACCUGCAGCAAUAAGAGCGUAUGCUUCAUUACUUACGGUAAUGUUUAUUGGAAAUCGUAGGAAAAAGGGUUUCCUGGCAAAUGACCUGCAGCCAUCAGAACAGGACAAUUCACUGCUAGGCACCCACAAAUAAAUGCCUCCAAAUAAAUUGCGCAGGACAUUUAGCUAUGUAUUCACAAGUUGAAGUUGGAAUCAAGUCCAAAUUGGAAGCUGUAGCUCCAAUGGGAAUUUACACUUAACCAUAGACAUCACCCUUAUGAGUUGUUUCGUUUCAAGCCAGCAUCAUUUGCAGGGCAGGCAAAAGUCCCUUUUUAAGCAGAGGAUUUUAUACUAAUCAACAUCAUAGCAUAUCACCUGGCGAACAAUUUUUAUUUUCCAUUUCCCAGUCUCAAACUCUGCACAGUUCCCAGGUGACACCAGAACUUCAGUGGCCAUUUCUGCUUCUUUCAGGGUGAUCACAUUGCCCACUGGGACAUUAUUCCCUGUCUUUGUACUGUUUUGCUUUAAAUGAUGUUAAGAAGUAAUUUACACCUUGUGUUCAAGACUGCCUUCAACUUUUUGCAGGGUUGUAACCGUUCCCAGAGGCAAGGCGAGAAACCUUCAGCUCGAGGGAACAAGAUGCCUACUGCUACGAGCACAGCAGACUUCUACGAAGAUGUAACAGCCACAGAAUACGUUUAUGAUGAAACAGCAGAACCAUGCCAAAGUGCCCGUGUUAAUGAAUUUGCUUCCCAGUUCCUGCCACCGCUUUACUCUUUGGUGCUCAUAUUUGGCUUGCUGGGCAACUCACUGGUGGUGCUGAUCCUGAUCAGAUACAAGAAGCUCAAGAGCAUGACUGAUAUCUACCUGCUCAAUUUAGCCAUCUCGGACCUGCUUUUCAUCUUCACACUCCCAUUUUGGGCUUAUUACGCAGCGCACGAGUGGGUAUUUGGAGAUGCAAUGUGCAAAAUUCUCUCUGGGAUCUAUUACGUAGGCUUCUACAGCGGAAGUUUUUUCAUCAUCCUUUUGACCAUCGAUCGAUAUCUAGCCAUCGUCCAUGCCGUGUUUGCAUUAAAAGCCCGGACAGUUACCUAUGGCAUCCUCACAAGCGUUGUCAUGUGGGGCGUAGCACUCCUAGCCUCUGUGCCGGUAAUGGUCUUUAACAGGUUACAAAAGGAAGACAAUCGCUCAGUGUGCACUCCUCAUUUUUCUUAUGAAAAUCAGAUUAUCUGGAACCAGUUCUUUACACUGAAAAUGAACCUUAUAGGCCUGAUCUUCCCAAUGAUCGUCAUGACCUUCUGCUAUGCACAGAUCAUAAACACUCUAAUGAAAUGCAGGAAUGACAAGAAGAGCAAAGCGGUCCGGCUGAUUUUUAUCAUCAUGAUAGUUUACUUCAUUUUUUGGGCCCCAUACAACAUUGUUCUUCUGCUACAGACAUUCCAAGAUGCAUUUGAUCUCAGCAAUUGUGCCUCCAUUAGUAAUUUGGCUAUAGCAGCACAAGCGACAGAAACAAUAGCAAUGGCUCACUGCUGCAUCAAUCCUGUGAUCUACGCUUUUGCUGGCGAGAAGUUCAGAAAAUAUGUUUGCAGCCUUUUCCGAAAGCAUGUGGCUCUUCACCUUCCAAAAACAUGCCUCUCUCUGUAUACGGAGCCCCUGGAACGUGCCAGUUCCACAUACUCCCAGUCUACAGGGGAGCAUGACAUGUCGGCGGUGUUGUAGUGGCUUUCCAGAGAGAAAAAGUAAAAUUUACUUCUACCGGUGCAACUUACCAGAUCCAUUUGAGCUUUGCAGUCUAAACUCAGUUUAAAAGGGCUGAGUUGCUUCCGACAAAAGCCGCUUUUAUGGCAAGAGAGAAGAUCUGGGUCAGAUAUAUACUGUAAUUGCUUGGCUUACGUCAGCUCACAAGCUGAGUGAUAAAACAAAUGUUACAUGCAAGGACACUGGAGAUGUUAUGAACAUCACCAGGGGUUUAAUAUCAAGCACAUCUUACACGCUGCUCUCUGUUGCAUUUGAAAUGCAUGUGUGUCUUUUUUAAUGCAAAUGUAUCCCAAAUCUAAUCUUAUACGAAUGUAUGCACAAAUUAGCAUGCUAUAGUUCCUUGCAGAAGUGAGCCUAUUGCUCUGUCCUUAAGGACACUGAGCACCCUGCUCCCACACCCAGUUUGUUUUCUGCAAGGUCAUGCAUUAACAGACAAAAACCAUGUCUUCAUUUCACCACCUGCAGCUAGAAUGUUGGAAGGGAGCAAUGGCUAUCUAGCGCCUUCCUGCUUAACAUGAUCACCCACUUUCCGGUCCCCGACAGAUCAAACUAUGCAUCUAAACUAUGUUGCAUCUGAAGCAAAGGGAAGGUAGGUGCACUGGGAAAGCUGGUUGCAGAGUAAAUAGCAGUGCAAUUUCCUUCCCAGUUCCAACCAUGGCAAACUGAGCCAUUGGCAUGCAGACAACCUACCCGCCAUCUCUUCCCAAGGAAAUUAUACUGGGUGCAAGAUCGUUGCACUUAACAUCUGGUCUAAUGUUGGUUCGAGGCCUUGUACUGUUAUGAUACCACAAGCCUGAUUGGCAGUAGUUUUCCUUGACAGCUUCUGUGAAAAGA
Molecule: messenger RNA, 2918 nt
Organism: Podarcis raffonei (Aeolian wall lizard)
Lineage: Eukaryota; Metazoa; Chordata; Lepidosauria; Squamata; Lacertidae
Product: C-C chemokine receptor type 5-like
Exons: 2
Coding region: 855-2045 (396 amino acids)
Biological process (GO): inflammatory response; chemotaxis; immune response
Cellular component (GO): cytoplasm; membrane
Molecular function (GO): C-C chemokine receptor activity
Source: RefSeq, a predicted model, not a curated record